This is a messenger RNA of Kockovaella imperatae, 1229 nucleotides long. RefSeq lists its product as hypothetical. The transcript has 3 exons. Bases 192 to 1049 code for a protein of 285 amino acids. NCBI's taxonomy places the organism in Eukaryota, Fungi, Basidiomycota, Tremellomycetes, Tremellales, Cuniculitremaceae. The record is from RefSeq and is a predicted model, not a curated record.
AAUUCAAACUGUGGCCCCCGGUCACGGCCAAGGCCGGGAUAUCUCAUUAAUUCGCCACCCAACACCUCUCCGCCCGGGAUUAGAAAACAUUUCCUAAUCUCAGUGGCUAAUCAGGAUUAUUAUCAUUUUGCCCUGGGCACGAACACGUCCAACAACAACCAACACACUGCAUCUCGACUCGCUCGCCCGAUAUGUCUGGGUCACGCCUACGUACGCGGUAUGAGGCUCAAAUGAGCGAUGUCGUUUCUGCCGCCGGAGAGAUGGAGUUGAUGGGUGAAACGAGCAUCAACGAGCUUAGGUCACCUGUCAAUCGCACGUUUGCCAUUGACGAAGAGGAAGAAGAUGAGGAUGUGAUGGGUUUUGAAGCUCGAGAACGGGGGAGAUUGUUCGGUGAAGGGGACGAAGAGGUCCUAGCGGAUGGAUACAUGUCGAAUGAGGAUGAAGAAGAAGAGGAUGAUGGAGAUGAAGAGAUGCUCAUGGGGGAUGGGGAAGGUGAAGAAGACGAUGAAGAUGAAGAGGAGGAGGAGGAAGAGGAAGAGGAGGAGGAGGAAGGAGAAGAUUCCGAAGAGCUUGGAUUUGGGAGCGAGACCAGUUCGAUGGUGUACGAUCGAAAUGUGGAUCCGGUAGGAUGGGCAAAGAGACUUGACGAGCUGGCGGGAGUCAUGGAGAUGGGAGAAGAGGAAGUGAGGGCAUUGAAAUGGGGUCCCGUGAUGGGCAAUGGUGCGCCAGUCCCUCUACUACCGCUCGAGGACUUCAAAACAGUCUUGAACCAUCAUUUGACGACCACUGAAUGGAAAUACACAUCCUCUCCUGAUCUUUUCCCUCCUAUACCUUCUCGUCAACCUCUCGACACCAUGACACAUCUGGGUCUCCCCUUAGAUCUCGACUCCGCCGUCCAUCCCAUACGCGUGUUGGGCAGAGACUGGGUAGGCAGGCGAGCAGAGAGACCGAUAUUCGAUAAUGUACAUGAGGGGGAUGAUGAUUCGGAAUUUGGACACGACACAUUUGGACUGACUGGCUUGGGACUCAGUGUAGAUGGAGCGAGGUGAAGCGAGGCGAGUGGACUCGGACACGAUUUGUACAAGAUUCUCCGUUGUAGCCCUUACCAAUAUUCAUUAACGAGACAUUGAGACGCAUGACUUUGGAUAAUGUAUCUGUUAGCUCAUACCACGAUAUUCCACCUGUCCAUCAACCAGAACUUCUCAAGACUCCUUUUCCCUGGGCCGGGG